Prorocentrum cordatum is the source of this 2398-nucleotide messenger RNA. Lineage: Eukaryota; Dinophyceae; Prorocentrales; Prorocentraceae. The record is from the annotation of a GenBank genome assembly.
UCGGAGGUCGAUUGGGGCGCCGUCGACUUGGAGCCCAGCAGCGAAGAGGACACCCCCCCCGCCUGCGAUGACCAUCCGGCGGCCGCGGAGGCGCUGCAGCCUUUACCGAAGGCCGGAGCCCCGCAGCGCACCAUAGCGCUCGUUGAAAUUGAGUUCGCUACGGCCGCCGAGAGGAAGGACUGGGACGCCAUGGCCGUGCUCUGCAAGGAAGUGGCGGAUCUCAGGAAGGCGCAGGCCGAGCGGGGGGCUGCAUGGACGCAGGAGCCCGUGGAGCGCCAGACCCUCACAAAGCAAGAUGUCCGGAACCUCCUAUGCUUUGCGGGGCGUACCCCGGAGAACAAGUCGAUCCCGCAGCGCGUCCUCACCAUCACAGAGGAGGACGCGCCAGCGGACGGAGUCGUUGAGGGGCAUCGGGUGCCUUACUGGGUAUCAACGGCAGAAUGCGUCUUGCUGCUUCAGCACAUGGGCGCGGGAGAGGAGUACCCCGUCACACACCCAGGGUCAUUCUCGGACGUGGCCCCAGAUUCACAUUUCGGAUCGUGGGCCAGGGGCCAGAUACAUGGUGUGCUACACUGUUCCGGACGUCAUUUUGCGGCCGCGUUCAACAGCAGAGUCCCCGCCAUCAGAAACAAGCUGGCGGAGCUCAAGCUCCAGGACGACAGCACGAGCGCGGAGGCGCAAUUCUUCCGCGCAAAAUUAGGCGCUUCAGCAAUCAUUCCCCGCAACAAUGACGUGGGGGAUUGCGGCCCAGACGGCAUCAGGUUGAUUGCUGCGGUGGCCGGCAUCCACACAGCCACGUCUCCCGGCACCCCGACCAAGCAGAAGCGAACGCUGCCGUUCACACUGGCGGCCGACACCUCGCCUCCCAAAAGCAAGCGUGCGAUGGCGCCCGCUGGGAUAGCGGCGACGCACCCGCCAUCGAACGCGGGCACCAGCAAGGCCGCCGCCAUGCCUGGCGCCAAGAAGCGCCCCCCGCCGAGCAGUCCAGCCCCUGAGUCGAGCAGACAUCGUUUGGCCCAGGCGCCCCUGAGGCCGAAAGGGCCCCUGGCAGCCAUCGGGGCGCCCCCCAAGAAAGAAGCCCCGGCGUGGGCUUGCCCCAGCGACCUCGCCGGGCCAACUCUCCCAGCUCAAACGGUUGUUGUCCACGUGUACGUCGUGGAGGCGAGCCCGUUCAACGAGGAGACGGACCGGGUGCCCCCUCCAGGCAAGGCUCUUCCGAAAGCGAAGCUCACCGUGUCUGCGGAGAAGGGCGCGGCCGCGACCAUGGUGGUGACGAUCUGGAGUGCUACUUCGUCCACGGUGGCGACAAUCUACGAGAAUUCCUACGUGUACUUGACGUUCCCUGCGAGCGCCCGCAUGCAGAAGAGGCCCCCCAUCGCGCUGCAGCCCGCGCAGCUGCACGGCUUGUGCCCGGUCCAGGAGCAGGCGGAACAAUGCAAGUUCGAGUGGGCGUUCGACGACAGCGGGAAGGAUCGACCGGCAUGCGCAGCCACAGUAGCACCGCCUUUCGACAUCAACUUCCCGUGCCCCCACGACGCCAUGGUCCCGCUGAAUUCCCUGGGCGAGCCGUUCCCAGGCACCCGGAUCCUGAACUUCCAGGCGAAGGUGGUGAGCGUCGGGGAGCAGGUCAAGCAGAAGCAGUGGAGGAAGCCCAUCACAGUCGAGGACGAGGACGGCACGCCGUACGCUGUCACCUUGUGGGCCGCGCACGCAACGAGGAGCUUUGUGCGUGCGGGGUCGUGGUACCUCUUCAGCAAGGCAGAGGCGACGAGGAGCCGCAAGCUGCCCGCGGGCGAGAUAGUGGACGCGCCGUUGGCGAUCAACGCCUGGUGGCCGUGCGGCAUCCGCGAGAUCGCGGACGGCAGCAUCGCGGGCGAUAGCGACUGAAAGCCCGUCGCUCGCCUGGGGCGUACAUUCGAACCUGUAGGAGGCUUGUGUAUAGAACUGCCGCCCAGACGCCAGCCGUGCGAGCAGGAACUCCUGUCGCGGAGGAACCUUCGGCGCUCGCCUCUCUCCAAGCUUGGCAGUUUGCGCGCGUAAGCGCGUGGCUCCCAUUCUAUCUGUCUCCCUUUCAGGUUUUUUUUCUCUCUCUCUCUCUCUCUGUCUCUUUCUCUCUUCGCGUCCCUCUUCCUCUGAGGGCGCCUCGACACAAUCGUUUUUUAUUCGGCUUGCUCGGCUUGGCGUUGGCCGGCCGGGGGCAAGCAGGACAGUCCUGAAGGGGCUCCGGUUCGACGGCCUGGGACAUUCCUGAUUACCUUCCUGGAGGCGUCUUGAAGCCCCCAUGGGCGCGCUUCUACGGAACGUCGUGGGGCGCACAGGUGGCGCAUCGGAGACCUUUCGCCCAGCGGGAGAGGCACUGCUCUCCGCGCGUCGUCUUGCGAGCACGUUGGCCCCGCGC